GGAAGCCUCUCACCCACCACACCUCUGGCCUAGUCUCCAGUUUUGUGAGCCUAAAUAAUUUUUUUUUUAAAUAGCUCUACCACAGAUGCAGCAGCUUCACUCCUAGGUAGCUAUCUGAGGAGGGUAAAAACACGAAGUCAAGGGGCUCUCUGCGCUCCUCUGUCCAUAGCCAAGCCGCAGAAGCAGCUACGUGCCGACGUGCCGAGCCCAGGUCCUUUACUAUGUCUUUGGCUGAUACAACAGAGAUAAAUGUAGAUGAGCAUUUCCCCGGUGUGACUCUAGAAAGCGCUGGGCAGUCUGCAGAGAGAAGCCCAGACACAAGCAAUUUUCCCAGGAACGGUAACACUUCCGAUAAGAGUGUUGAUUACAGCAGGUCACAGUGCUCCUGUGGAAGCUUAAAUUCUCACUAUGAUUAUUCAGAAGAGUUUCUCUCGGAAUGUUCAGAAACAGCUAACAGAAACUGCGUAGAGAAGCUGGCGGUCAGCGAAAGCAAGGAGGAGAAGAAAAACUAUGUUUCUAAGCUCUCCCAACCUAAAGUUAACAGGUGGCCUUGUUUCCGAGUACCACAGUGCUUGGAUUUCAGUGUCUUCUUGCCUUUCAUCUCAGCUGGACAGCCACGGCUUGACUUGCCGAUGCAGCAUAAAUACCUGUCUCAGCACCCCAGGAAGAUGGCCCCCAAGCCCGGCCUAGAAGUCUCCAUGGAGAAAAGGCACAACUGCAAGCCCCCUGUUUCCAAUUCUCAAGCCCACGGGACCCAGAGGAGAGAUGCCAUGACUCACCGCAUCCUCUCUGCAAGGCUUCACAAGAUCAAGGAGCUGAAGAAUGAACUCACUGACAUACAUCGCAAGCUGGAAAUCACAGUCAUAGAAAACAAGUUUCUGAAACAAGUUCAGCUGAGGCACCUGAGAGCUAUUGGAAAGUACGAGAAUUCACAGAAUAACCUCCCUCAGAUUGUAGCUAAACAUCAGAACGAAGUGAAAAAUUUAAGGCAGCUGCUUAGGAAAUCCCAGGCAAAGGAAAGAGCCGUAUCCAGGAAACUGCGAGAAACGGACAGUGAGCUGCUCCGGACGAGAGACACUCUGCAGGCGCUGCAGAGACUGUCUGAGGACAAGAGCCUGGCAGAGAGGGAGGAGCUCACGCAAAGGCUGUCUAGUCUUACCACCAAAAUGGAGGCAAAUGACAAAAAAAUCCAGAGCUUGGAGAAACAGCUGAGGCUGAACAAUAAAGCCUUUAGCCGCCAGCUGGCCGCGGAGAACCGGAAGACGGCGGCGGCACAGACGGCCACGCGGACCCUGCAGACGGAGGUGACGCGCCUGCAGCUGAGACUCAAGGAGAAAGAUCGAGAGCUUGAAAUCAGAAACAUCUACACGAAUCGGAUACUGAAAAAUUUACAUCACAAAGAAGAUUAUCCCAAAGUUUCUUCAACAAAAUCAAUACAGGUGGACAGGAAAAGCUUUCCAUUUACCAUUGUGCGACACCAGGAAACCCAAAAAUCAGAAGACGUCCCGCCUUUGACAACUAAGGGGAAAAAGACAACCGGAUACCUGGGCCAUAAGGAAAGGUCCAGUGAGAUGGCCCGUGCAGCCCCUCCCUGCACCAGUAGGCCAGCCCCCGCAGAAGACUCUAGGAGGACGUGUGCAGAUUCCCCGAGGGACGAGGAGAGGCCAGAAGGACCACCGUCCUUCGCCGCGCCCUCCAGGCCCGCAGCCAGGGCCGCCACCUUCACCGAAAAGAAGAGCUGCCUCAUGGAGGAGCUCUUCGGGCCCGGCUGUGUCCUAAAAAGCGACGCCCCGAGCCCUGACGUUGGCAAAGCCUCGGAGGAGGCUGCGAGGAGGAGAACGCAGCAGCGCCCGCCCCCGAGCCAGGCCUCGGCCAGCAACGCCUUCGGGGACUCGAGAGCCACCGUGGUAAACCCGUCCUCGCCCACCGAGGGGCGGAGGAAAACCGUGGGCUGA
Molecule: messenger RNA, 1955 nt
Organism: Condylura cristata (star-nosed mole)
Lineage: Eukaryota; Metazoa; Chordata; Mammalia; Eulipotyphla; Talpidae
Gene: LCA5L
Product: Leber congenital amaurosis 5-like
Exons: 10
Coding region: 222-1955 (577 amino acids)
Biological process (GO): intraciliary transport
Cellular component (GO): axoneme
Source: RefSeq, a predicted model, not a curated record